GUUAACGCUAUUGCAUUUUACCUUUGGCCGUCGUCGUUUGGCUAUUUACAAUAAUAACCGAAUAACAACCCAUAGUAGUGGUCUGAAAUGGACAUACUCAAAGCUGAGAUCGAAAGGAAGAGGAAGCAUAUCGAGGAAAAACAGAUUUUAGACGACUCCAAAAAAUAUUUUAAAAGGGCCGACCUUGCACGCAAGGAGCAAGAAGACUACUUCAGAAGAUGUGGAUAUAAGGUUCAGAGAGAGACUCCUGAGAGCCAGAGGGUUGAGGAGGAGAAAGAAGAAAAUGAACCAUCCACUUCAACUAAUCCAGUAUUAGAACUGGAGCUAACAGAGAAGCUGCCAAUGACACUGUCGCGACAGGAGGUUAUUCGACGUCUUCGGGAACGAGGGGAACCAGUCAGAAUAUUUGCAGAGUCUGACUAUGAUGCCUUUCAGAGACUCAGGAAAAUAGAAAUACUGACUCCUGAAGUAAACAAGGGCUUGAGGAAUGACCUGAAAGCAGCCAUGGACAAGAUUGACCAGCAGUACCUGAACGAGAUUGUUGGAGGGACAGAGCCGGGGGAGGUGGACACACAGCAUGACCUGAAAGUUCAUGAAGAAAAUACCACUAUUGAAGAGCUUGAGGCUCUUGGGAAAACCCUGGGCACAGGGGAUGAUCACAGAGACCAGGACGUUAUUGACAAAUUUUUAAGGUUUCUUCUUGGGGUUUGGGCCAAAGAUCUGAACAGCAGAGAAGACCAUGUGAAGCGCAGCGUUCAGGGCAAGGUGGCCAGUGCAACACACUCGCAGACCGAGUCUUAUCUCAGGCCUCUCUUUCGAAAGCUCAGGAAGAAGAAUUUACCUGCUGACAUCAAAGAGUCGAUCACAGACAUCAUCAAGUUUAUGUUGGAGAGGGAAUAUGUGAAGGCAAAUGAUGCAUAUCUACAAAUGGCUAUCGGAAAUGCCCCCUGGCCUAUUGGUGUCACCAUGGUGGGUAUCCACGCCCGUACUGGACGAGAAAAGAUCUUCUCCAAACACGUGGCCCAUGUUCUCAACGAUGAGACGCAGAGGAAAUACAUCCAGGGACUGAAGAGACUGAUGACAAUCUGCCAGAAACACUUUCAAACGGUUCCAUCGAAGUGUGUGGAGUACAACGCUCUUUAACUUUUGACUUGACCUAAACCUCCGGACAAGGCUGUCAAGUUCAGUCGAUCACAAUCCACAAGUGAAAUGAGCUGUGCUUCUUUCUUUUUUUAUCCUCCAUUACAGCUCAGUUAUUUUCUUUUGAUGAAAUGGCAGUGACAAGGAAUUCUCAAAAUCUUCUAAACAAAGAACCCUUGUGUAAAUAUGCUUUUCAGGGUAUUUCUGUCAGAGAAAAUGCAGAAUCUGAACUGUACUGGAGUUCAGUGAUGAGAGUGGGCCCAUCCUUGUGGACUGUAGCCAAAAUCCUUGUUCAUUGUGCGUAUCUUCAAGACCUCUGAGAACAUAAAUCUAUACGAAUGCUUAAAGGAACGUCUGACUUUUUUUCUUGUGGUAUGAAAAUGCAUUUCUUCAAUUGUGUAAUACAAGUUUUAAGAUUGAUGCUUUUAAGUUUUAAGAUUGAUGCUUAUACGUUAUUAAGCCUGAAGGAUGGACUUGUGUAAGUUUUAUUACACCUAAAAUAUUACACAAAAUUAUCCACAUACUUCAUUUACUGCAAAAUCAUUUCUGUUUUUUUUUUUCAACAGAUUUAAGAACCUUUAAGUGUAGUUGAACCAUCUUAUUUAGAAAAUAGUGUUUGGUUUUUCCUGUAUUAGCUAGCUGCAGAGCUGCCACGAUUAUAGUUUUUAUGCAAUGGGAACCGUUCAUUUUAUCUGAGGUAGAUUUUGUUGCCAAGAAUUACACUUGUGUCUUUUGCACCUGGUCUAUAUUCAGUCUCUAUAGCUUUGUCAUUAUGAAAAUAAAUGUCUUUUCUCAUUCUCUCAUCACAACA
Molecule: messenger RNA, 1951 nt
Organism: Cololabis saira (Pacific saury)
Lineage: Eukaryota; Metazoa; Chordata; Actinopteri; Beloniformes; Belonidae
Gene: prpf18
Product: PRP18 pre-mRNA processing factor 18 homolog (yeast)
Exons: 11
Coding region: 88-1143 (351 amino acids)
Biological process (GO): RNA splicing; generation of catalytic spliceosome for second transesterification step
Cellular component (GO): U2-type post-spliceosomal complex; U4/U6 x U5 tri-snRNP complex; U5 snRNP
Source: RefSeq, a predicted model, not a curated record